Molecule: messenger RNA, 4455 nt
Organism: Rhopilema esculentum
Lineage: Eukaryota; Metazoa; Cnidaria; Scyphozoa; Rhizostomeae; Rhizostomatidae
Source: RefSeq, a predicted model, not a curated record
CCUGAAAUCAGAUAACAGCAAAAUCUAUGAGGGAAAAGAAGUAACUCAUUGUAAGCAACAUCAGUCAUAAUGUGCCUUUUGCAUUUGCUGUCAUAUAGCAUUACACUUAUUAAUUUAUGUAUACUUAGGCCCCGUUUACACUAUGCCGGUACGAAAUGAAAACGGUAUGAAAACGUGCUGUUUUGGCCUUCCGUUUACACUGAAACGGGAUCGUAUCUGGUAUAAAACGAAAACGAUUUUGAAAACGGAACGAAAUGAAAACGGUACAAAACGUUUUAGUGUAAACACCUGAAAACGGUACGAUUUCAUACCAGAUUCUCAUAGAGGCUAGCUUUUUAUCCAAAGUGAGGCCAUUUCAAAAGUGCUAACAUAACAAAGUCCAAGCGGCCCCAAAGCGGACUAAACAUUCUCGAUUUAUUAAAUUCUACAAAGUUUUCCUGAGUUCACCAAUCAUCAGUAGAAAUGCCAGUUAAUCGAAAAACCGUCGCUCUUUUAAUUGGGGCUUUGCAGUUCAAUCUUGGCUUAAUCUGUCGUCAGUUGACAUUAUAUGCACAGAAUAUGCAGAAGAUUUGUGAACUGAUACUAUCAAGCAGUCACGCUGGCAAACCUAUGACUAGCAAGACAUGCAAACGGAAAAGAAAACCACGAAGGUUCUGGGUAAGGCGGGGCAGAACGCAAGUUUGGUGGAAUAACUUCAAGGAAAAUGUGAUGGUGAAAGAAGAAUGGAGGGAAAACUUCAGAAUGUCCAGAGAGACAUUCACUGAACUUUGCGAUGAAUUAAGGCCAUAUAUUCAAAAGCAGAGGACACACUUAAGAGAAUCUAAUGAUGUGGAAACCCAAGUUGCUAUGACUCUUUAUUACAUGUCAGAUAAAGGGCGGUACAGGAAGGUAGCAAAUUCGUUUGGAGUAGCUAGAUCUACUGUUUCAAUGGUGAUACGCAGAGUAACCAAGGCUAUAUCACAGCAUCUUGGAUCAAAAUAUAUCAAAUUGCCAGUUACUCAAGCAGAAGUUGAACACCAUACCAAAAAAUUUCUCGAAAACCACAGAUUUCCACAAUGCAUUGGAGCAGUGGACGGAACUCACAUUGAAAUCAAUCAGCCGAAUGACAACUAUACAGAUUUUUUAAACCGCAAGGGUAGAUACUCAUUCAAUGUUCAGGCUGUCUGCAAUUAUCAAUAUCUCUUCAUAGAUGUUGUCAUUCAGUGGCCUGGCUCAGUCCAUGAUUCAAGAGUUUUUGGAAAUUCCAGCAUAAGUCAUUGUCUUCGCUCAGGGAAAAUACCAACCCAAGAAAAGGAAAUUGUUCCAGAUUCCAAGAAAGUACCAGUUUGCCUAAUAGGUGAUGCAGCUUACCCGAUACUGCCUUUCUUAAUGAAAGAAUUCCCAUCUGGUGGGAAAACAGUCCAUGAGCAAUUUUUUAGCUAUCGAUUGUCAUCAGCACGGAUGACAAUUGAAUGUGCAUUUGGCAGAUUGAAAGGACGGUUCAGUGCAUUGAGGAGGCCAUUAGAUAUCAAGUUGGAAUCAGUCCCCUAUUUUAUUCAUGCUUGCUUCAUAUUACAUAAUAUAUGUGAACUGAAGAAUGAGCCCAUUCAUGAAAGUUUGGUUCAAAGGUCAAAGGAGGUUGAUAAAAAUGCUCAGCCUCCUUUAACAACACAUAGAAACAACAAUAGUGCUGUGGAAACUGAUGGGAAAAAAUAAGAGACAUUUUUGUUAAGUAUUUUGACUAAUGAUAUCAUGCUAACAACCAAUUAUAAGUUUGAGCUUUAACAUGAAACAUGAAACUUUAACACUGUCUAAUAUUUUUGCUUAUAAGUCGAUAUAAGUGAUUUCAUCAUCAGAUUCUUCAAAAUCUGCAAUAUGUGUUCUUCUUACUUCCUGAUACGGUCUUUGGUUGGCACUUUUAAUCUGAUCCAGAACGCCUUGGCUACCACCUUGUGCAGGGGUGUAUUGCACUUGUUGCAGCUGGUUGAAGGCUGGCUGAGGUAUAUAGUGUGGCUGACUUAGUGCUGCAGUUAGGGCAUUUGUGAGAUUGACAAGAGAAUUUGUUAAAAUAUUCAUUUGUGCUGCAUUAGAUUGAUUUAUUUCCUUCAUCUCUGCAAGCAUUUGCUUUUUAAAAGACAUGUCAUCUUUAGCCAACUGCAGCAUUUGCUUCUCAUGCGAUAAGGGCUUUCUCAAUUUAGAAUUUCGAGUCUCUUUCAAAUGUUCAAUCAUACUCCUCUUAUGCAAGGGUUCUUGUCCAAAUUAAAUCCGUUACUACUUUGGGAACAUUCAAUAUCACCAUCAUUCCCUGUAGUAUUGUUGCCAGAUGGUUGAUCGUUGAUGGGGGACGAUGAAUCGAACGAGCUUGUGUCUAUACCCCCAACAACUGAUUCGGCUGCUGGCCACCCAGCCCAAAUAUCUGAACACAAAUUAUAAAAUUGACAAACAACGCGUCCUCCACCACUUUUCCUUCCUGAAUCCAAUGCAAUUUUGAAUUUAUUCCUUAAUGCUUUUAUUUUAGCAAGUAGCCUGUCUUUGGUGAAAGAAGCUGCUGGGCUUUCACAACAAGUCCUUCACUUUUGCCGUCUUUUGGAUAUCGUUCGAGAAAGAUUACUCGAAUUUCGGUGUACUUCGUCUUGAUACACUCCCAAUCAAAUCCUUGACCAGCCUUGUCGGUCUUAUAAUGAAGUAUUACUUCAAGCAGAAGUUGUAUCUCCUCAUCGCUCCAACUAAACAAACUAUUCUUCUCUUCUGGAGAUACGCCUUUUCUUUUUGGAGGCAUGUCGAUGAUGAAUAUAUUACCAGCUUACUGAUGACGGAUGAACGCAGGAAAACUUUGUAGAAUUUAAUAAAUCGAGAAUGUUUAGUCCGCUUUGGCGCCACUUGGACUUUGUUAUGUUAGCACUUUUGAAAUGGCCUCACUUUGGAUAAAUAGCUAGCCUCUAUGAGAAUCUGGUAUGAAAUCGUACCGUUUUCAGGUGUUUACACUAAAACGUUUCGUACCGUUUUCAUUUCGUUCUGUUUUCAAAAUCGUUUUCGUUUUAUACCAGAUACGAUCCCGUUUCAGUGUAAACGGAAGGCCAAAACGGCACAUUUUCAUACCGUUUUCAUUUCGUACCGGCAUAGUGUAAACGGGGCCUUAGUAACCUCUAGUGACUACAAGCGUAGCAGUGUCUGUCUGACAGAAAAAAGAAAGACUUUCUGCUUGGUUUUCUAUUUACACACUCACAAUUUUGUAGCUCUGAUACCUAGGAAAUUUCUAUGCAGUUUUUUAAGAUCUGAAAUUACUUGUUUGGUAAGCAAAAAGUGACCAAUUGUUUGAAGCGCUAGUAAUUAGGAGGGGCACAGAAAGAGAGGGAAAGAUAUCCUACGUAAGGGGCACUCCCCCGAAGCUCUUAACCUCUUUGUUGGAGAUAUGUGCCUCUGGUGCUCUUCCCUCCCUUGUAACAAGGCUUUGGAAUAUAUUAUUGAAACUUACCGUCUUGAACUUUUGACUUUUGGCAAUACGUUCUUGGACUGCAUUUAACUUUUUCUCAACGUCUUGAGAUUCUCGAAAGAUAGGGACUGCCAGUUUUUCGUAUUCUUCCAGUUUGUGGAGAUACCACCCAAGACCUCCACCAUUUUGCAACUCCUCUUCGGAAAUAUCAUUCCAACACGCCAGAUUGUUUUUCUCUUCCACAAGAAACUCUCGCCACCACUAAUGUUCUGCUGCUGUGAACCGUUCGUUGCAAUAUCUUACACCAUUUUCUAUUGCCUCCAUUGGAUUUUGAGAGGCAUAUGUUUGAAUGUACUAUGUAUAUGAUAAUAUUUCUAAGUAAAAUUUGGCUAAAUUAAUCACAUCACCAUUGCUACAUAUUUUAUAGAAAGUGUCCAGUGAAAUUUACAUGGGCCGUCAAGCCAAUUUUGUCUGAUGUAACCAUUAACUAUGAAAGAAAUAUGGCAGCAUUCAGUAAAGUUCGAACUGAAAAUAACAUUAAAGAUAAGAUUAUACCUGAUCAAUAUCUUCAUGAGUAUGACCCACCAUCAAAAAUGAGAUAAUAAAAAAGCUAAACUCUUAAGGUUAUAGUACACUCUUCGUUCAGAUCUACACCAAAAAAAUGAUUUGGCGUGAGGCUUUGUUUGCUUCAGAAGGUUGAUUUUACCAAGUUAUCAUAGCAGCUUUUUAUAAUUUUUAGAACAUCCCUUUGAAGGUCAUUGUGACUCUCCUUAAGACUUUUGACGUCUUCUCUCGUAAGGAUGAACAUUCCUUUUUCAGUUCUUUGAUUAAUGUGCAUAUUCCACAUUUCGUGAAUUGGUUUCUCUAAAAAGGAAAAAGGCAUCAUAAAUGCCCGAAGCUCUGAAACCAGUUGAAAAGGGGGAAGGCUCAUGCCUAAAGAUUCUGCAUAAAAACCCUUUAGCUUCGAUGGAAGAGUAAUUGCUUCUCAAUUGUAGUAUGAACAUAAAUUUCAACAUUUUGAGGGUGCUUCCACAAGUUGCUAA